AUGAAGGGUGGUUUGUUCUUGCUAGUUAUUAAUCUUUUGCUUGCUUUAUCUAUUAUUGUCAACAAAGUGCAUGGCCAAGGGACGAGGGUAGGGUUCUAUUCGAGUACAUGUCCUCGUGCUGAGUCCAUUGUUAAGUCCACAGUUCAAUCCCACGUUAAGUCUGAUCCUACUUUGACAGCUGGGUUGCUUAGGAUGCACUUCCAUGAUUGCUUUGUGCAAGGUUGUGACGCCUCUGUUCUCAUUUCUGGCACUGCCACUGAGAAAACAGCAUUUCCAAACCUUGGUUUAAGAGGAUACGAGGCUAUUGACGAUGCAAAGACGCAGCUCGAGGCUGCGUGCCCUGGUGUUGUGUCUUGUGCUGAUAUCGUUGCCCUCGCUGCUCGUGACUCUGUCGUUCUGAGUGGUGGGCUGAGUUGGCAAGUGCCUACUGGACGCAAAGAUGGGCGCGUGUCACAGGCUUCCGAUGUCAAUAACUUGCCUGGACCUAGUGAUUCUGUUGACGUCCAGAAACAGAAGUUCGCAGCAAAGGGUCUCAACACUCAAGACCUCGUCACCCUUGUUGGUGGACAUACCAUUGGUACUACAGCAUGCCAGUUCUUCAGUAACAGAUUGUAUAACUUCACCGCAAAUGGUCCUGAUCCUUCCAUCGACCCUUCAUUUCUUCCACAACUAAGAGCACUCUGCCCUCAAAACAGUGGCGCUUCAAACCGAGUUGCGCUAGAUACCGGUAGUCAAAACAAUUUUGAUACAUCUUACUUUGCUAAUUUGAGGAACGGCCGUGGAAUUCUGCAAUCUGAUGAAGCGCUUUGGAAUGAUGCUUCCACAAAGACAUUUGUACAGAGAUACUUGGGCUUAAGAGGCUUGCUUGGAUUGACAUUUGGCGUGGAAUUUGGAAAGUCUAUGGUGAAGAUGAGCAAUAUUGGAUUGAAGUCGGGUGCUGAUGGUGAAAUUCGCAAGAUAUGUUCUGCUAUUAACUAG
Molecule: messenger RNA, 978 nt
Organism: Gastrolobium bilobum
Lineage: Eukaryota; Viridiplantae; Streptophyta; Magnoliopsida; Fabales; Fabaceae
Product: cationic peroxidase 2-like
Exons: 3
Coding region: 1-978 (325 amino acids)
Biological process (GO): response to oxidative stress; hydrogen peroxide catabolic process
Cellular component (GO): plasmodesma; plant-type cell wall
Molecular function (GO): peroxidase activity; heme binding
Source: RefSeq, a predicted model, not a curated record